GAAUUCACACUGGAGAAAAACCUUACAAAUGCAUGGAGUGUGGAAAGAGCUUUACUCAGAGUGGAACCCUCCGUCAACAUCAAAGAAUUCACACAGGAGAAAAACCCUACAAAUGCUUGGAGUGUGGAAGGAGCUUCAAUCUGAAGAAAAUUCUUGAUAAUCAUCAAAGAAUUCACACUGGAGAAAAACCGUAUCAAUGUCUGGAGUGUGGAAAGAGUUUCAGUAUGAGUGGAAAUCUUUAUAGACAUCAAAGAAUUCACACUGGGAAAAAACUCUACAAAUGCCUGCAAUGUGGAAAGAGCUUUGCUCAGGGUGAUACCCUCCAUCAACAUCAAAGAAUUCACACAGGAGAAAAACCCUACAAAUGCUUGGAGUGUGGAAGGAGCUUCAAUCUGAAGAAAAUUCUUGAUAAUCAUCAAAGAAUUCACACUGGAGAAAAACCGUAUCAAUGUCUGGAGUGUGGAAAGAGUUUCAGUAUGAGUGGAAAUCUUUAUAGACAUCAAAGAAUUCACACUGGGAAAAAACUCUACAAAUGCCUGCAAUGUGGAAAGAGCUUUGCUCAGGGUGAUACCCUCCAUCAACAUCAAAGAAUUCACACAGAAGAAAAACCCUACAAAUGCAUGGAGUGUGGAAAGAGCUUUACUCAGGGUGCACACCUCCAUCGACAUCAAAGAAUUCACACUGGGAAAAAACUCUACAAAUGCCUGCAAUGUGGAAAGAGCUUUGCUCAGGGUGAUACCCUCCAUCAACAUCAAAGAAUUCACACAGAAGAAAAACCCUACAAAUGCAUGGAGUGUGGAAAGAGCUUUACUCAGGGUGGCCACCUCCAUCAACAUCAAAGAAUUCACACAGGAGAAAAACCCUACAAAUGCAUGGAGUGUGGAAAGAGCUUUACUCAGGGUGGCCACCUCCAUCAACAUCAAAGAAUUCACACAGGAGAAAAACCCUACAAAUGCAUGGAGUGUGGAAAGAGCUUUACUCAGGGGGGACAUCUUCGUCAACAUCAAAGAAUUCACACAGGAGAAAAACUCUACAAAUGUCUGGAGUGUGGAAAGAGCUUCAAUAUGAAGAGUUUUAAUAAACAUCAAAGAAUUCACACUGGAGAAAAAUCCUACAGAUGCUUGGCGUGUGGAAAGAUGUUUGCUCAAAUUGGACUCCUCCGUCUCCAUCAAAGAAGUCACACUGGAGAAAAACCAUAUCAAUGUCUGGAUUGUGGAAAGAGCUUCAGUGUGAGGGGAAAUUUUUUUCGACAUCAAAGAAUUCACACUGGAGAAAAACCAUAUCAAUGUCUGGAGUGUGGAAAGAGCUUCAGUGUGAGAGGGAGUCUUUAUAGACAUCAAAGAAUUCACACUGGAGAAAAACCCUACAAAUGUCUGGAAUGUGGAAAGAACUUUGCUCGGGAUGGACACCUCUGUCAACAUCAAAGAAUUCCCAACAAAAAAAAACCUCGAGUGUGGAAAGAGCUUCACUAACAGGAGAAAUCUUUAUAAACAUCAAAGAAACCAUUCAAAUAGUUAAGAAAGUUAAAUAUUUGGGAAUAUAGUUAACAGCAAGAUAUGCAGUGAUAAAUGAAGAGAAGUAUAUAAAAUUACUUAAGCAAAUUAAAUUAGAUUUUGAAAAAUGGAAAAUCUACAUCAGUACUGGGCGGAAUUGCUACAGUAAAAAGAAUAUCCUACCAAAAUUACUUUUCCUGUUCCAAACAGCACCUAUAAAAUUGAAAUCAAAGGAUCAGGCAUGAUUCACUUGGAUUCAACCUCUUACAGAGAAGAAAAAUUAGAAAUGUAUGGAGUGGGGAAAAUCCUUCAGAACAAAUCGAAAUCUCCAAAAUUAUGUAAGAAUCUACAUGGGAAAGGAACCUUGUAAAUGGAGAGAGCAUGGCUAACAUGUUUCAGUAACCAGCAAAAUCAGUUCAGCUCUGAAUGAAAUUGUAUAAGGUUUCUCAAGGUAAACGUCUGAAACAUUUUGCUAUUGUUUUUAUAACUAGUCAGUAAAAAGUAACCACAGUCCACAUUGGUUCAGUUUUACUAUUGUUUAGUAUGGUUAAAUAAAGGAACAUUUUACUAUC
Messenger RNA from Thamnophis sirtalis, 2065 nucleotides. The record is from RefSeq and is a predicted model, not a curated record. NCBI's taxonomy places the organism in Eukaryota, Metazoa, Chordata, Lepidosauria, Squamata, Natricidae.